AUAAAAUUUAACUAGUGACAGUGGUGACAGCCAGCAGUAAGGAUUUUUUAUUGUGUUGUGUGGGAUUUUCUGGUGAGGUGAAAGUUUUGUUUGCGCGUGAAUCCAAUAAUCCAACCUCUCAAUCAAAUUAAUUUGGGAUACAUUCUGAAAUACCUGUCAUAAAAUUAGUUGCUCACAGAAUUACAUUUCAAGAUGACUGCAUCAGAGGUUUCUAUCAAUCGCAAGAUAAUAUCUGAGGAUUUAUCAAAUGUGGAAUUCGACACAAGCGAAGAUGUGGAAGUCAUUCCAACAUUUGAUUCCAUGGGCUUACGAGAUGAACUAUUACGAGGAAUAUAUACAUAUGGAUUUGAGAAACCCUCUGCUAUUCAACAAAGAAGUAUUCUGCCUAUUGUCAAAGGUAGAGAUGUAAUAGCUCAAGCUCAAUCUGGUACUGGUAAAACAGCGACAUUUUCGAUUUCCAUACUUCAAUCUUUGGACACAACUUUGCGUGAAACCCAAGUUUUAAUACUGUCUCCUACUCGCGAGUUGGCAACGCAAAUUCAGAAAGUUAUUCUAGCUCUAGGUGACUUCAUGAAUGUUCAGUGUCAUGCAUGUAUUGGAGGGACAAAUCUUGGCGAAGAUAUUCGUAAACUAGAUUAUGGACAGCAUGUAGUUUCUGGUACUCCUGGAAGAGUUUUUGACAUGAUCAAGAGACGUGUUUUGAGAACAAGGUCAAUUAAAAUGCUAGUGCUUGAUGAAGCAGAUGAAAUGUUAAACAAGGGUUUUAAGGAGCAAAUUUAUGAUGUAUAUCGCUAUUUACCUCCAGCAACACAAGUUGUUCUUAUUUCAGCAACAUUGCCCCAUGAAAUACUUGAAAUGACAUCUAAAUUUAUGACUGAUCCAAUUAGAAUUUUGGUUAAACGUGAUGAGUUGACAUUGGAAGGAAUCAAACAAUUCUUCGUAGCUGUGGAGAGGGAGGAAUGGAAGUUUGAUACAUUGUGUGAUUUGUAUGAUACUCUUACUAUUACACAAGCAGUUAUAUUUUGUAACACAAAGAGGAAAGUUGAUUGGCUCACACAGAAGAUGCAAGAAGCCAAUUUCACAGUUAGCUCUAUGCAUGGUGAUAUGCCUCAGAAGGAAAGAGACAAUAUCAUGAAAGAGUUCCGUUCGGGACAAAGCCGUGUUCUCAUAACAACUGAUGUUUGGGCCCGAGGAAUUGAUGUGCAGCAAGUGUCUCUUGUCAUAAACUAUGAUCUGCCCAACAACCGCGAGUUGUACAUACAUAGAAUUGGUCGAUCUGGCCGAUUUGGUCGCAAGGGUGUGGCAAUCAACUUUGUGAAGUCAGAUGACAUUAGGAUUUUGAGAGACAUUGAACAGUACUACUCAACCCAAAUAGAUGAAAUGCCAAUGAAUGUGGCAGAUUUAAUAUAAGUUUUAUUUUACUUCCUAUGAAAACUAAAUGAUCAAGAGACGUGUUUUGAUACCCAGGAAUUAUAAAGUACCCAGUAAGUAAUACUGGUGAAACUUUGGUGAAUGGACUAAUAUCCUCAUUCUGCUUUAUGUAAACUUAUCUUGUAAGCAGAAUUUCUGCUGUAAUCUAUCCUAAAUUUAUUAAAUACAAAUUAAGCCAAA
This is a messenger RNA of Chilo suppressalis (striped riceborer), 1611 nucleotides long. NCBI's taxonomy places the organism in Eukaryota, Metazoa, Arthropoda, Insecta, Lepidoptera, Crambidae. The record is from the annotation of a GenBank genome assembly.